Molecule: messenger RNA, 1521 nt
Organism: Sturnus vulgaris (Common starling)
Lineage: Eukaryota; Metazoa; Chordata; Aves; Passeriformes; Sturnidae
Gene: KCNV1
Product: potassium voltage-gated channel modifier subfamily V member 1
Biological process (GO): protein homooligomerization; action potential; potassium ion transmembrane transport
Cellular component (GO): membrane; voltage-gated potassium channel complex
Molecular function (GO): voltage-gated potassium channel activity; protein binding
Source: RefSeq, a predicted model, not a curated record
AUGAAGUCGCCUCCCUGCUGCAUGUCUCUUUCUUCCCAAGCAUCCUUGGAGGAACCAGGGAGUAGCACAUCCCUGGGUUCGCUGGAGUCCAGUGUUUUCUCCAGUGAGGAAGAGCAGGGGCCCCUGCUCCAGAAGGUCAUUCCCUCUCUGGACUGCUUUACUAUCAAUGUAGGAGGCAGCCGUUUUGUGAUGUCCCAGCAAACUUUAUCUUGCUACCCUGACACCCGUCUUGGCAAACUGGCAGUAGUGGUCUCUGCUGCACGGGAUGUGGCUUCUGGCCUCCUUGAGCUCUGUGAUGAUGCCAACCUUCUGGAGAAUGAGUAUUUCUUUGACCGGAGCUCCCAGGCAUUUCACUACAUCCUGAAUUACUACCAGACAGGGAGGCUGCAUGUGAUGGAACAGCUUUGUGCACUCUCUUUCCUGCAAGAGAUCCAGUACUGGGGUUUGGAUGAGCUCAGCAUUGAUUCCUGCUGCAGAGACCGGUACUUCAGGAGGAAGGAGCUGAGUGAAGCCUUAGACAUCAAGAAAGAUGCAGAAGAACUGGAUGCCCAAGAUGAAGAAGAGGAUUUUUCUGGUAGCCUCUGUCCCAAUGUCAGACAGAAACUUUGGGAAGUUUUGGAAAAGCCUGGCUCCUCUACAGCAGCCAGGACUUUUGGUACCUUGUCCAUGGUUUUUGUUGUUGUGUCAAUUGCCAACAUGGCAUUGAUUUCAGUAGAGCUCAGCUGGCUGGCCCCACCUCUGCUGGAUGCCCUGGAGUACCUGUGCAUUGCAUGGUUCACAGCAGAGUUUGUUCUGAGGCUCCUCUGUGCACGAGAUCGGUGUCGCUUCCUAAGGAGUGUGGCAAACAUCAUAGACCUCCUUGCUAUUUUGCCUUUCUACAUCACCCUGCUGGUGGAGAGCCUAUGUGGUGGUGAGAGCUCCCAAGAACUGGAAAAUGUGGGGCGCAUUGUCCAAGUGCUGAGACUUCUCAGAGCCCUGCGAAUGUUGAAGCUGGGAAGACAUUCAACAGGCUUGCGGUCUCUUGGGAUGACUAUUGCUCAGUGCUAUGAGGAGGUUGGCCUUCUGCUUCUUUUCCUCUCUGUAGGAAUCUCUAUAUUUUCCACUGUGGAGUACUUUGUUGAGCAAGGUGUGCCAGGCACAACUUUCACAAGUGUACCUGGUGCUUGGUGGUGGGCAACAACUUCCAUGACAACAGUUGGUUACGGUGACAUUAGACCAGACACUACCAUUGGUAAGGUAGUAGCCUUUAUGUGUAUACUAUCAGGAAUACUGGUUUUGGCUUUGCCAAUAGCUAUAAUAAAUGACCGUUUUUCUGCCUGUUACUUUACACUGAAGAUAAAAGAAGCUGCUCUUCGGCAGCGUGAAGCUUUAAAGAAACUCAUGAAGAACUCAUCCAGCGAUUCAAACAUCAAUGUUAAUUUGCGAGACGUGUACGCACGCAGCGUCAUGGACAUGUUGAGGUUAAAAAGCAGAGAGAGAGCAAGUACAAGGAGCAGUGGUGCAGAUGAUUUUUGGUUUUGA